Molecule: messenger RNA, 1205 nt
Organism: Daphnia pulicaria
Lineage: Eukaryota; Metazoa; Arthropoda; Branchiopoda; Diplostraca; Daphniidae
Gene: Taf9
Product: transcription initiation factor TFIID subunit 9-like
Exons: 3
Coding region: 112-798 (228 amino acids)
Biological process (GO): RNA polymerase II preinitiation complex assembly; DNA-templated transcription initiation
Cellular component (GO): SAGA complex; transcription factor TFIID complex
Molecular function (GO): transcription coactivator activity; RNA polymerase II general transcription initiation factor activity; protein heterodimerization activity
Source: RefSeq, a predicted model, not a curated record
UGUUAGCAAAAGUGAAAUGAGACAGCUUCGAAGGAAGCUUUUGAAUUCAAGUCAAUAAUAGUUGGUUAGUUGGUUUAUUGGUAUCUCUGUUUGAUUUCAAAUAUAACGACCAUGUCUACUAAAAUUCCCCGUGAUGCUCUAGUAAUUCAAGCUAUCCUAAAAGAUAUGGGAAUUACUGAAUAUGAGCCUAGGGUUAUCAAUCAACUGUUGGAAUUCAUAUACCGAUAUGUGACUACUGUCCUAGAUGACGCUAAGGCAUAUGCAAAUCAUGCUAAGAAAAAAGGGAUUGAUUUGGAUGAUGUCAAACUUGCUGUUUCAAUGCAAAUGGAACAAUCUUUCACUUCUCCACCACCACGUGAAAUUCUCAUGGAAGUUGCAAGAUCAAAAAAUAGCACACCUCUACCUUCAGUGAAACCACAUUGUGGCAUUCGCCUGCCACCUGACUGCCAUUGCCUUGCUGCUUGCAAUUACAAGUUGAAAACUAUCAAAAAGACCUUACCAAAGGCUCUUGGUGGUGGAUCGACUGCUGGAUCUAGAAUGGGUAUGCUGGGAGCGGCAAGAGCUGUGCACCGACCGAGUUCACCUGCAGUUCGGGUCACUACGAUUAAUGCGGGAACUCCCACAACUCCUCGACCUGUUGUGAAGAUCAACACUGGUUCUGCAAUUAAUACUCCCGCCAAUGUUCCAAAGAUUCAGAUCAAUAUUCCGGCUCAGCCCAAUCAGCCAGCAGAGAAAAUGGAAAUUGAUGUUCGAGGAGUAAAGCGUGAAAGAGAGGACGAUGAUUAUGAUGCUGCGUGAAUUAUUGGAAUGGUUUCUUAUUUCAUUAAAUUUCUUACAAGCUCGCGUUACGUUGCCUGAGUAAUGAUAAAUUCUUGAAUAAAUCAAUCGACUUAAGAUUUUUUCUUCAUCCAAUCCAAGUAUUUAAAAAUUAAUUAACGUUGCUCGUGUAAUAUGGCUUCCAGAUGUACAUAGGAAAGAUGUUCAACUCAAUGUUUUAUCACCUUAGCACACAUGUUUGACACGAGAAAAGGAAUCUUAAAGGGGGACAACGAGUGCUGAGGAACACAAUGGAACGGCUGACGAGACAAAAUCAGCUUGGUUUCUUAAAGUAAAAUCGUAGGUUUGAAAACUGCUAAGCAGACUUGAUCGUGUUGAACUUUGCAAAUGGGGGGGGGGGGGGGAGGGCGAAUAGUUAAAAUGUAUGA